Acaulospora morrowiae is the source of this 1524-nucleotide messenger RNA. NCBI's taxonomy places the organism in Eukaryota, Fungi, Glomeromycota, Glomeromycetes, Diversisporales, Acaulosporaceae. The record is from the annotation of a GenBank genome assembly.
AUGCCUUUAUGCGGUAUUUCAGAUAGGAAACUGGCGACUCAAUUAUACUCAGCGUUUAUUGCGCCUUCAACUUAUGCCCAUUCGACAGCAUUAAUUGGCAACAAGAUAUAUUUUUUUGGUGGACUUCAUCUAACAGAAGUGGAUGCCUACGCAUAUAAUUAUGUUUACUAUUUAGAUGUAAGUGGCAACUUCGACACUAGCUCCCCUCCGUGGACCGACCUUACGAGUACUGCAGCUAUUCCUUACGGGAGUUCAUGGGCAACAGCUUCUGUUGGAGGUGUAGACAACACCCAGGUGUUUCUUUUCGGAGGUGCGACUCGAGACCCAGUCACGAACACUGACACCUUUUUAGGAAUGACCUAUAUGUUUGAUUCUAAAUCCUCGAGUUGGAAAAAACCAACUUUAUCUGGAACCGAGCCAUCGAGACGAAGAGAAAUGCACGCUGUUCAUGAUAACAAUGGAAAGAUUUACCUCUUUGGAGGAGCGACGAAUAAUCUUACAGGAUCACCCACUCCUAUAUGGUUCAACGAUAUGGUCAUUAUUGAUACUAUAGCGAUGUCUUAUUCAACGGGAUCAAUUGCGAAUGUACCUUUCCCGCGCAUUGAUUACAGCGUAGAAAUUUUACCUAAUGGUCUCAUAUUAUAUAUUGGCGGAAGGGAGGCUACCACUAAUACAACAUCCGAAGUUGUGGCCUUGAGUAAUAUUACCACCUAUGAUACAAAGUCUUCUGUGUGGGGCUCAGUGGUUGCUUCUGGUGGAUCGACACUUGAAAGUCGCUAUCAGCAUUCGUCUGUUUUAUCACCGGAUGGUUUGAUUAUUUGUUAUGGUGGAACAAAUGCGAAUAACGUAGCCGUUACUCCACAACUUAUCGUAUUGAAUACGACAUCUUCCCCAUUCUCGUGGUCUGCACCGACGGUCAGCGGAAAAUACCCACCAACAUUAGUUCUUCAUUCCGCUCACUUAGUUAACGAUUUUAUGAUAAUCGCAUUCGGAAACAUUACAAAUCCUACCGGACCUCCAUUGAGCACUAGUUCAGCCCUGUACGUACUUGACACAAAAUCAUAUACCUGGACAACAUCUUUUUCUACGAAUUCAACGUCCACCUCAGGAUCCCCAUCUGCCACCUCCACUUCCAAACCUACAUCAACCAAUACCGCUUCAAGUAGUUCGUCUAUCUCGACAGUCACUUUAAUUGGAAUUGUUGCCGGUGCGGGCGUUGGCGGAGUUCUCCUUUGUGCAGUAAUUGGUUUCUUACUGAUUAGGCGCAGAAAAAAUAAUGAAUAUGACCAUCCGGAUGGUGUACUUCAAAUACCAAGCUCGUCAGCAAGAGCUGAUGAGUUACAACCAAAUUACGCUAACAAUAUGAGAGCCGAUGAGUUUCAACCAAAUUACGCUCACAAUAUGAGGGCCGAUGAAUUUCAACCAAAUUACUUGAACAACGCUCAAACACGACAACCGCCGAUUCCAGAUGAAUUUCAACCAAAUUAUAUGAAUCAACAGUCACAACACUAUGCUCCUCGAUAG